Molecule: messenger RNA, 930 nt
Organism: Salvia miltiorrhiza (redroot sage)
Lineage: Eukaryota; Viridiplantae; Streptophyta; Magnoliopsida; Lamiales; Lamiaceae
Product: metalloendoproteinase 1-like
Exons: 1
Coding region: 1-861 (286 amino acids)
Biological process (GO): extracellular matrix organization; proteolysis; collagen catabolic process
Cellular component (GO): extracellular matrix
Molecular function (GO): zinc ion binding; metalloendopeptidase activity
Source: RefSeq, a predicted model, not a curated record
AUGGCAAGGGAAACCAAGUUUCCACACUUGCUCUCUUGCACUCUUCUAUUCCUCCUUCUCUGCUGCAGCUCAUCUCUUGCAUCUCCACACGCCAUGGAUUUCCUCCAACCCUUGCUCCGAACCCAAAAGGGAAACCUAACCCAAGGCCUCUCCAAACUCAAGAGCCACCUCUCCCGCCUCGGAUACCUCAACACAAACACCAUUCACAAACCACACGACGAUCUCUUCGACGACGCUCUCCAACAAGCUGUAACAGACUACCAAUCCUUCUUCAGCCUCCCACCCACCGGCGCCCUCGACGCCGUCACCCUCGCCCACAUGGGGAAGCCGCGCUGCGGCGUCCCGGACGUCUUCCGCCCCAACAGCAGCGCCCACUACUCCUUCUUUCCCGGGCAGCCCAAGUGGCCGGCCGGGCGGAGGCACCUCACCUACUCCUUCCCGCCGGGGACCCGAGCCGACGCCCACAAGGCCAUCCUCGACGCCACCAAUAUGUGGGCCAGCGUGUCGCCCUUCACAUUUAGCUCCACCAACAACUACAACGCCGCCGAUAUCAAGAUCAGCUUCCAGUACAGGGACCACGGCGACGGCUCGCCCUUCGACGGCAGCGGUGGGAUACUGGCCCACGCCUCCGCCCCCACCGACGGGAAGAUGCACUUCGAUGGGGACGAGAGGUGGGUGGAUGGCGUGGUGGGAGGGGCGUUUGAUUUGCAGACGGUGGGACUGCAUGAGCUGGGGCAUGUGCUUGGCCUCCUCCAUAGCCAGGAUGGUGGUGCAUCGAUGUUUCCUCAAGUUGGGAGUGGGAUCAGAAAGGGUUUGAACAAGGAUGAUAUUGAUGGAAUUAGGGCUUUGUACUCAUUCUAACUAAAAUUAACUAUCGUCAGGAAAAUUUGACAACCCACAAAUAAAUUCUAAAGUGUAAAUUGAUCAACC